Messenger RNA from Penicillium salamii, 1203 nucleotides. Lineage: Eukaryota; Fungi; Ascomycota; Eurotiomycetes; Eurotiales; Aspergillaceae. The record is from the annotation of a GenBank genome assembly.
AUGUUGGAUCCUUUCCCGCCUCCGCCGGAGUGGCUGCGGAGCUUCAUUGAGCCCUACGCCCUCUACUACAACAGUCCGACACUACCUGAUCACAUUCACGAGGUGGUUGGAGCAUUUGUCUUCUAUCUCGUCAUUCAUGCGGUACUCUCGCCAUGGCUAUCGCCGAUCCUUUUCCCGCAAUCUUACAAGAGCCUCAAGCCAAGGACUCGGCUGAACUGGGACAUCCAUGUUGUCUCGCUGGUCCAGAGUAUUCUGAUCAACGUCGCCGCCUUGUGGGUUAUGUAUGUCGACCGCGAGCGCAGCGCGAUGUCCUCCGGUGAGCGGGUCUUCGGGUACACGGGUACAUGUGGUCUCAUCCAGGCCCUCGCUGUUGGUUACUUCAUCUACGACCUGAUAGUCAGUGUCAUCUAUGUGCGCAUGUUUGGCAUCGGAAUGCUAUUCCAUGCUGUAAGCGCUUUAUGGGUGUUCAGUCUUGGUUUUAGACCUUUCCUCAACUACUAUGCACCGACAUUCAUCCUCUACGAGCUUUCAAGCCCAUUCCUCAAUAUCCACUGGUUCCUCGACAAGGUCAACAUGACCGGUAGCCGUGCUCAAUGGUAUAACGGAAUGGCCCUGCUGGGUUCAUUCUUUGGGUGCCGUCUUGUUUGGGGCACCUGGCAGUCUCUAGUGGUCUAUUCUGACAUGUGGAACGCGCUCCAACACACUUGGUCUGCCGCGGCGUCCCCACUCUCCGAACCGGUCAGCGUCAACGCAGCGGUAUUCUACCCAGCCCGUGACGGCAGCAUGUGCAUUGAUGAGUCCUGCGCUCGCGCCAAUGCCGAGAUCACCAAGUUCAAAGACUUCACUGCCGGUGGCGUGCCUACAUGGCUGGUCGUCACUUACGUGGGAUCAAACAUGAUCUUGAACUUCUUGAAUUACUUCUGGUUCUCGAAGAUGGUCGAAACGGUGCUCAAGCGCUUCCGUGGACCCGCACAAGGAACCGAGAAGGAGAGCACAGAAAAGACAAAGCUGAAGGAGGACAUUGUGCACGAGGUUGUCCUUGAGGCGGCCUCACAAUUGGAACAGGAAGAGAGCGCUGUCAUGCAGGGUGAUCUUACUUCCCUCAAGGAGCAGGUCUCUUCGGCUGUUGACUCCGGUCUCUCUGAUGACCUGCGCAAACGUAGGGCCGAACUUGUUGCAAAGGUUCCCUUGCCUGGUGCUUAA